GUGGCGUUCCUGUCGUGCGGCCAAAACAUCCGGAGCGUCUUCAGGUGUCGCAGAAUGAGGUGUUUGUGAAACAUACAGAAUUCUAAUGGGAAGCAAAAAGGUUGCAUAUGCAGGAAACCUGAACAAAAAAUGGAAAAGGCUGGAACAAUGCAGCUGGUUAGGCAGCGCUCGUGGAGAGAGAAGUCAAGUUUACAUUUCAGACUUACAAUGAUAAAUUAGGGAAAAAGAAAAUAUGGACAUGGGUCAACAGCAUCCUUCUUUGAUAAAGGUUCAAGAAAUUCAGAAGGAAAUACAAGAAACCAGUCGACUUGUAUUUUCAUUCAGUGGUACGCAGGCUGAUAAAGAAUACAAGCAACUGGAGAGCUUCUUGACCAAGUUGCUGUUUGAGUUAGAUGCAGUAGAUACAGAUGGCAAGCCAGAAAUUCAGAAUGGCCGCAAAAAUGCAGUAAAGGCUGUGGAGGAACUGUUGAAGGAGCUCGAGCAAACUGCAACUCACCCAUCACGGCUGAAGGUGGAAAAAGUCUUUGGUGAUGCACAGCAGUUGGUUACCGGUGAAUUAUCUUCUGCUGAGGGCUUAAUAACUGAAGAGUUUGCUGAUCGCAUCCAAGAAAUCAUUUUUCAACUGACACAGGUAAAAACAGGAGGGAAAAUUAGUUUGAGGAAAGCCAGAUAUCGAGCACUGACAAGAAUUUGUGCUGUACAGGACAUCAUUGAAAACUGCAUCGGUCGACAAGCAUUAAGUUUACCUCUAUCCACAAAUGCACAUCCUUCUGUUUCUAAAAUCAAUUCUGUUUUAUGCGAAGUUAGCAAAGCAAGGUGGGAUGUGAUUGGCCUAUUGAUGAGCCUAAAUGCCGUGGAGAAUUGUGCACAUUUGUCUCGAAUCCUCACUGGAUUGUUAAUGCAGUUGGAUGCUAUAGAUGUGGCUGGACACUCAGAAGUGAGAAACUACAGGAAACGUGUGGUGCAUGAAAUCAAUUGCUUACUGGGACAUUUGGAGAUGGAGUCAGAGGGAGAGUCUGCUGGGCGUUAUGACCUCGCACAGAAUCAGUCCAUCAAACGUAUAGAAGAAAUACGUCAGAAGACAACACAGUUAAAACAUCAGCUGCUGCAACAGGAAAAUGCUUCUGAUUUGCAUUUCAAACCACAUGCUGAACUGCAAAGUCUUCUCACUGAAUUGGAUCAAGUAGACAUUGACAAAAAUCCAUGUAUUCGUGAAGCUAGGAGAAGAUCUGUAGUUGACGUGCAGGCUGUGAUUGCUUAUGUUGACUUGAAGGAGAUUCUUGAAAAUAGAGAGAACAUGAAAGAAGAGCUGAAAAGUGAACAUCCAUCACAGAAAGCUAUAUGGAAGGUCCUAAGUCAUUUAUCAGAAUUUCAGAGACAAGUACUGUCCUUUGAUGGAGCUAGAACUGACAAGAAUUAUGUGAGACUGGAAGAAAUGCUCACAAAGCAACUUCUUGCACUUGAUGCUGUGGAAACCCAAGGGAAUGAUGGUGCUAAGGUUGCCAGAAAACAAGCAGUGAAGUCUGCCCAGAAUAUUCUUAAUUACCUAGACAUGAAAACAGAUGAGUGGGAAUACUAAAUUGCAGUUCGAUGUGUGAAGUGUAGCUUUUGUGCUUUUGUGACUUGUGCUUUGCACUAUUUUUAACUGCUUAAGAGAAUUGUUCAGGCUACUACCUUUAACAAUUUCAUGCAGAUUAAACCCCAUCUCAUGUUAUCAUUUAUAAAAGUAGACUUCAAGAAAGUUUUUGCACUAUGACUGCAAGAAUUGAAUGUUAUGACUGUGUUUUGGGUAUUUCAUUAUGAUGUCGUUAAGACUUAAGUAAAGUAGCAUUUGGAAAUACUCUAGUUAAAAUAUUGAAGAAUUUAAGCCCCUAUAAAAUGUUGUUUUUCAACUCAUUUUGUUUUGAAUUUCAUGUUCAGGCCAUUAGCUGAGAAGAGUGGGUCUUUAGCUCCAAAUAUUUUCACAGGCAGUAUGGAGUGCUGGAUGUUUUCACACUAAUUAUUUUUGUUUUCUUUAUGAGCUAUGCAUUUUAUUUCUAUUUAACAUUGGAUUAAUAUUAUUCAUAAGCAUAGCUGAUUGUAAACCUUAGUUCAUAUAUAGCAAGCCACUGAAUUGGGCCAUUAGCUGUAUUUUCUCUUAAGACUACAACUCAGUAUUGAAGAUAAUAAAAAGUGAUAGAUUAUUUCAAAAGUGAAUGGCAUUGGCAAAGAAAUUACUUUCAAAUAUCAGUGUUUCAGAGAUGUUGAGUGCCCAUACUUGGAUGACUAUUUCAUCAAACAUGUUUACACUGCACUUGAGAAUGUUUCCAUGACUCUUGACAGAUAGGUGUGAAUAGAUAACUCUUUGGAGAGAAUCCAUAUAAGUAGCUGUACUUGACCGAAGUGCAAUUUAAAUGGUAUUUAAUAAUACUCAAUAAAUUAGAUUUCAAUAAAUUUGAAUUACAAUGUGUUAAUUUUUACCAAAAAUUUCGAUGUUGAUGGGAUACUUAAACUGGGAUAGGGAUUAAGGAAAAAGUUAACACUGCCAUCUCACGAUACUCCAUAGAUUUACAUAGCACAGUAUAGCACAGGAACAAGUCAUUCAGCCUAUGAUGUUUGUGCCAGGCAUGAUGCCAGAUGAAACUAAUCCCAUCUGCUCGCCAUGAUCCAUAUCCCUCCAUUCCUUUCACGUUCAUGUGUCGGUCUAAAUGCCUCUUAAAUGCCACUAUAGUGUCUGCUUCCACCACCAUCUCUGGCAGCGCAUUCCAGGCACCUACUACUGUCUGCCAAAAAAGCUUGCCCCGUGUAUCUCCCUUAAACUUUCCCUCUCCCUCUCUCACCUUAAAGCUAUGCCCUCUAGUAUUUGACAUUUCUGCUCUGGAAAAGAGACUCUGACUAUCUGGCUGUCAUAAUUUUAUAAAUUUUACCAGGUCUCUCCCUCAGCCUCUUGUACUCCAGAGAAAACAAUCCCAGUCCGUCAAACCUCUCAUUUAGCAUGGGAAUUUUGUGAAGCUUCAAGGAAGUUAUUCUGGACACUGAUGGCUACAACAAUACUAUGUAAUACAGUGGUAAUGCAAGUAGAUAGCAACAUAGAUAUCAAGCAACAAUAAUACCAUAUCUAUGUACAUUACUCACCACGUUUAAGUCUGAUGCCUCAAGGAUGAGUCCUAUGGAGAGGGGGUGAAGCAUGUUCAUUGAAUAAGAGACCAUAAGUAUAUUAUUUCAUAUUAAAUUACUUAAUCUCCAUUUUAAAUUAUGGUAAUGUAAUACGUACAUCAUUGUUAUCCCCAUUCCACAAAAACAAGCCGAUUAAAUCUAUUGUAUCUUUCCCCAGCUCACCCUUGCCCAUAUUUCUACUAUAUCUCAAAAUAGAAGAAACACCACUUGUCCAAACAUUAUUCAAAAGUGUUGAAUAUAAAUUAAACAUAUUGGAUGGAUAAGGGCACUGUGAAUUCAUCAGUAUUCAAAUUACAUUGGAAUCAAUAUUGUACCUUGCCUUCCCCUCAAAAAAAAAUUAAGCCAGCUUUUAGAAGUAAGGAAUUUUAUUAUGUUCUUUACACCUUUAAAUGAGAAAAGACAACUCCUUCUGUGGUAUACCCUUUGUUCAACAGUAGUAUUAAAUUGGUAAUUUCUGCAGUUCAAAUGAGGCAAUUGAAUUGCAAUAGAUUGCCAUUCAAUACCACAUGUAUAUCUUGUGAAGAACAUGAUGAGUUGCAGUUUUUAAAGAGAGUAUUACACGUGAAUUUUAAAUUCUGGUCUUUGUCUCCAUUUCUACAAAAUAUGAUUCUACAUUAGUGUGAUAACAAGAUUUUGAUACUCCUAACCCAGAUAGCUAUCAUACAUUUUUCUCCAUUUUUGUGAAAUAGUGGAAAAGAUAUGCUUGAGAAAUAUAGUAAGGCUGCAGAUAGGCAAAAGCAUGCAACAAUCAUUCUCGCAGUUUCCACAUCUUUCCCCACACUUUGGAUUUAAAAGAUCUCAAAAGUCUUGUAAUGUUCAUUGUUGCUUUCGAUGCCGUUUAUCUACAUUGCAAGUAACAGUGUCAUCCCAAAUGGUUCCUCAAAUAAAUCUGCAGAGGUGUUCAUGCUAGCUGCAGUAUAUGGAUUUGUUUUUUUGUUCUGGAAUAGUUGGAAUUAGAGAACCAUUUUUCAAUCAUCUGCUAGCAUUUCCAUGAAUAUCAGUGGACAGGGGUGGCUAGGCAAUGUUAACUGGCAUCCAGCGUUAGCUUGCUGUCACUUGUGCAAAAUUCUGCUCCACAUGAGAGGCUGAUAACAAUUCUGAAGGAAAGCUUAAUUAGAGCGUUGAGACCCCACUUUGGUGUUGGUUAAGAGCCCAACCCUACCUGGGUUGCUUCUAGAAAGACUAAGGUAUCCAUUUUCAAAGUCAGUCAAGUUUAUUGUCAUAUGCAUAAGUACGCGUAUGCAAUGAAAAGCUAACUUGCAGCAGCAUCACAGGUACAGAGCAUCGUAUAAGCAGCAUUCACAAGGAAAACAUAAAUUAAUCAUAAAUUAUACACAAUUUUGACAAGAAAAAAACAAUUAGAACAAAGAAAAAAACAAGGUCCAUUUUAGUGCAAAGUGAUCAGAGUGGUCAUAGUGUUGCUAAACUGUAGUGCUGAUUCUUGAAGCUGGUGGUGUGGGACUUCAGGCGUGCGUACCUCCUUCAGAAAGGUACGUCGGUAUUAAUACUAACAGGUAUGUCCAUAUCACUGAUCACUCCCCACCCCACUCCACCCCCACAUUGGUGCUGAUUAUUAGCAACCUACAACACUUUGUGAUUUCCUGAUAUUGCAGAGGAAAGGCCUAUUCUUCCAUACAAAGUACUAUGUAAUGUGUGUGGUAGAUUAUCAGAGCAUCUCCUUCCAAAGUAUUCCUUCUCAGGAGGCUAAGGCAAGCUGUGCCUGGAGUCAUAGUUUGGGCAUUCUUGAGCUAAAUGGUGAUUAUUUCCUAUUAACUUCCGUCACUUACAAGUAUCAGAGGAGAUAUUUGACUGUUUCCUUCAAUUGCUUCUUCUGUAAUUUAUCCUCCUCUUUAGUGGUUAACCUAUAAGUAGAAUGGUCAGGUGAGUGGAUAGGUGUAAUUACUGCCAUGUCACAGAGUUCUGCCAGUAUUGUCUGUAAUUGGGAAAAUAUUUUGUACUACGUUGUGACUUUUUUUUUGAAGAAAGUAUUAAUGAGUAACAUCCAAAAAUCCGGAAAAUCAGUCAGUCCAGCACCAGCUGAAGUCCCAAGGGUGCCUGGUCACUGGAGUAUUACUCCAGUUGGAGAAUUUGGGUGUGGGUUGUGGGUUGGAUGGUGAGAGCAUGUUAUCAUUAAAAGAGAGAAGGCAUUAGAUGUCAGUGGGCUUAAAAGGUAGAUAAGUCCCUGAUGAGUUGUUUCCAGGGUUGCUCUGGGAGCAAGGGACAAGAUCACUGGGGCUCUGACGUUUUUAAAUCUUUGCUUCCUUCAUUCAGGAAAAGCAGCAGGGACAAACCAGGUAUUAGUCACUGUGUGACUAACAUCAGUGGUAGAGAAGUUACUGGAAAAAAUUCUGGGUUCCAGAUUAAUCUGCAUUUGGAAAGGCAGGUAUUAAUCAAAUUUUGAAAAUUUGAUUAAAAUUUUAUAAAAGUUGAAAAUUUAUCAACCAUGUGGCCACCGAGCAAGAAACAGCUCUUCUAAAUUUCACAUGUGACAAUCAAAUGGCUUUGUUAGAGGGAAGUUCCUGUCUUAUAUCACUGAAUUUUGACAAGGCCCCACAAGGUCCAAAAGGUUAAAACCCACAGGAUCCAUCUCAAUUUGGCAAAAUUGGCUUGGUAAUGGGAGACAGAUCAAUGGUGGAGAAGGUUUUUUUUUUGUGAUUGGAAGCCUGUGACUACUGAUGAACCUCAGGGAUUGGUGCUGGGAUCCUAAUUGUUUGUUAUAUACAUUAAUGAUUUAUAUUAUUAAUGUGGGAGAUAUGAUUCGCAAGUUUGCAUAGGACAGAAAAAUUGGUGGUGGUGUUGAUAGGGAAGAGUGUAGUCUUAGGCCACAGGAUGAUACUGAUCAGUUGGUAAGACAGGCAGAGCAAUAAUAAAUGACAUUUGAUCUUUAUAACUGCAAGGUGAUGCACUUUGAAAGGGCUUAUACAUGUAGAACAUACACAAUGAAGGGUAAGGCCCUAGGAAGUAUUGAGGAAGAAAGGGAUCUUGGUGUACAAGUCCAAGGAUCCCUGAUGGUGGUAGCACAGGAAGAUUAAAAGGUAUUCACGAUUAGCUGGAACAUAAAAUACAAGGGCAGGGAGGUUAUGGUACAAAGUUAUAAAACAUCAGUUAGGCCAUUGUGUGCAGUUCUAGUCACCAGACUACAGAAAGGAUGUGAUUACACUGAAGAGUGCGCAGAUGAGAUUCACCAGGGAUGGAGCAUUUCACUAAUGAGGAGAGACUGAAUAGGGUUUGUUUUCCCUGGGGCAAGGGAGGCUGAGGGAGGACCUGAUAGAACCAUACAGAAUUCUGAUGGGCAUAGAUAUGACAGAUGGUAGGAAACCUCUCCCCAUAGAAGGGUGUGUAAAACUAGAGGACAUAAGUUUAGGGUAAAGGGCAAGAAAUUUAGAGGGGAUCUAUGGAGGAUUUUUUUCCACCCAGGGGUGAAUGCAAUGUGGAACCUACUGCCUGUGGGUGGAAGAGGUUUAGUAGGGGCAGAGACUCUCACAUUUGAGUAGCAUUUAGACAAACACUUGAUUCAUGCUAAUUCCAUUUAGAUGUUAAAUAUUUCCAAAUGCAUAGAAAAUAUUUUUGAAAUCACAUUUUAUCAUUAACAUAGUUUGUUAAAAUUAAUUCUGUGAUGGAUGAAAUUCAUGGUAAUUUUUGUGUAGUGCUUAUGUUAACAAAUCUACAAUUUAAAUUUAUUUUACAUUCUUAAAGUUGAUAAGGCAUUAGUAUUCAACAUAAUGUAGAUACUUACUGAAUGUCAUUCUUUUAUCAGAAAUAUCAGCCUUCGAGGCGGCACGGUAGUGUAGCGGUUAGUGUAACGCUGUUACAGCACCAGCGACCCCGGUUCAAUUCCCGUCAUUGUAAGGAGUUUGUACGUUCUUCCCGUGUGUCUGCUUGGGUUUCCUCUGGGUACAUCAAUUUCCUCCCACAUUCCAAAGACUUACAGGUUAGGGCUAGGAGUUGUGGGCAUGCUAUGUCGCCACUGGAAGAGUGGCGACACUUGCGGACUGCCCCCAGCAUAUUCUCAAUAACACAAAAAGACGCAUUUCACUGUGUGUUUCAAUGUACAUGUGACAAAUAAAUAUCUAAAUAUCUAAUGGGUAGUAGCUGUUGAAAUGCAUUAAAUUACAUUGCAUUUUAAUUAAUCCUUGCUUAAUAUACUGUAAAUAAUAGCCAUUGCAAUAUUCAUCAGAUUGUUUAAAAUGUUAUCCUUGGCUACCCUGGAGCUUGUGGGAAUCAAUUAAGUCAAAUGACCAAUCUUUCUACAAUGGUACUAGAGUCAGAAGUACAAACCUGCUUUUGAAAUCUUGCGCUAUCUUAAACCUCUGCAAGCAUAGAAAUCAUCACCCUCUCACCAGCAGUAUGUCAUGGUUGCAUUGUAUACGUGUAUGGGGAGCCUUGCAGCAACACAACCCAAUCCUGCAAAGGACAAAAUGACAAGGUAGAUUGGAACACCAGGUUUUAUUUUGCUGUGCUGUGCCUAAAGUCUCUACUUGCGUUUAUAUCAAUGAGACAAGUAUUGUGAAAAUCAUAAAAACAGUAGCUGGAGGAAAUCUGAAACAAAAACAAACAAAUGUUGGAAACAGUCAGGGGGUCAGGCAGCAUCAGUGGAAAGGGAAACAAGAGUUUGUGUUUCAGGUCCAACAUCCUUUGUUCUGAUGAAGGGUCUUGGACCUGAAACACGAAUUCAGCUUUUCUUUCCAUUGAUGCUGCCUGACCCCAGUUUUGAAUCAAGGAUAGUGUUUGUUUUCAAUUUGUCUUUGCUGGAAUGAGAUUUUAGUCCAUAAUAUUUGAUGAUUGUAGAAAAAUAAUCUUUGUUUUCUGUUAGUUUUGUUGUGUAUAUUAUCUUGUAAUUCAAUCGCCAGCUCAGAAUGUUUACAGUUGUAUUCUUGUUGAAUAGUACCGUCCAAAGAAUAAAUAUUCUUUUGAAUUUUUCUUA
Molecule: messenger RNA, 8080 nt
Organism: Pristis pectinata (smalltooth sawfish)
Lineage: Eukaryota; Metazoa; Chordata; Chondrichthyes; Rhinopristiformes; Pristidae
Gene: bag5
Product: BCL2 associated athanogene 5
Exons: 3
Coding region: 233-1579 (448 amino acids)
Biological process (GO): negative regulation of protein ubiquitination; regulation of inclusion body assembly; protein stabilization
Cellular component (GO): cytosol; membrane; nucleus
Molecular function (GO): adenyl-nucleotide exchange factor activity; protein-folding chaperone binding
Source: RefSeq, a predicted model, not a curated record